AAAUUAACGUGCAUAGGCCAUUAUGUUGUAGAUGAUCUCUAUUAAUAAUGGUAAAACGGAAAUAAGAGAACAUAAACCAAGCCAUUUUAGGUUUUUGUUUAAAAAAUACUGUAGUUUAACGCAGUGUUUUUAAGCUUUAUGUGACUUUUAUUUUGCUCAUUAUUUCUUACCGAUUGAAAGCGUUACUGCAUUAGCAGUGUUGCUAAUGAUAGAGCAAUAAUGUCCGCAUUAGACAGAGUAAAAGUGUUAGUGUUGGGGGAUUCUGGUGUUGGAAAAUCAUCUUUAGUUCAUCUGUUAUGCCAUAACCAAGUGUUGGGAAAUCCUUCAUGGACAGUCGGCUGUUCGGUGGAUGUCCGGGUACAUGACUACAAAGAGGGCACACCAGAAGAGAAGACCUAUUAUAUUGAACUGUGGGAUGUUGGGGGUUCCGUGGGUAGUGCUAGCAGUGUUAAAAGCACAAGAGCAGUUUUCUACAAUUCAGUUAAUGGCAUUAUUUUAGUCCAUGAUCUUACCAACAAGAAAUCCUCCCAGAAUCUGUAUCGCUGGUCAAUGGAAGCACUUAACAAAGACUCAUCUCCUACAGGGGUCAUUGUGUCAAAUGGGGAUUAUGACAGAGAGCAGUUUGUGGAUAACCCCAUCCCACUUCUGCUUAUCGGCACCAAGUACGAUCAGAUCCCUGAAAACAAGCGCAAUGAUGUACUGAGUCGCACCGCCUUUCUGUCUGAAGAUUUUAAUGCAGAGGAGAUCAACUUGGACUCCACAAAUCCACGGUAUUUUGCUGCUGGCUCAUCUAAUGCUGUAAAACUAAGCAGAUUUUUUGACAAGGUUAUAGAGAAGAGAUACUUCAGCAGAGAUUUGAAUCAGGUAAGUGUUUGCUCUUGGCUUUACUGUGUAACAUUUGAACUUUUUAUCUGUGUAGCCUACGGUUGCAAAAACAGCUUUUCAUGCACAGCAUCAGUACAACAGUGUGCUGGUUUAAUCAACUUUAAUUAUUUCAUCUCAAGUCAUCAACCACAGGUAAAAAACAUCUGAUAUUGUAGUGCUAUGUAAAGGUCUUUAUUUGUGUUCCGUGUCUUGCCAUGUUGCAGAUGGCUGGCUUUACAGACAGGAAACGCUUCAACUUCAAGAGCCUUCAUUAUGAUUGAGUGUGUACAGAUAUCAUAGAGACUUGUGACUUUUAACCCACCACCUCUAUACACCUCUGUGUUAGACCGGUAACCCAGUGCAGGUUUUCCUGAAAAGGUUUUAAAAGAAACAUCACAGAAAAGACCAAUAAACAAAAUCUUAUUACCUUUACUUCAAAAUCAAAAGAGUAAUAAAAUAAAAAUUGAUUUUGGAUGGUUUUUUUUUUUUUACGUUUUACUCACGCACCCAAACAAUCAUCAUCUGGUCAUUAUUUUCCCACAGAUGGAUUUGGGUUGAUGUGUAAAACAUUUGGGCAGUUAGUUAUCACUAUUUUCAUUUGUUUAUCCAGAGUCUCACAUAAAUUAUAUAAAUUAUGUAAAAUAGCAGCUUAAUGUUUGCCCCAUUGCUGACAUUGUAAAUAAUUUGUCUUUCACAUAAAUAUUUUUCAUUAUUCUUUGUAAUUUAAAUAAUUUUUGAAAAGUGUGCUUAUUUGCUAUAUUAGCAAGCUCAGAAUGUUGUACUUAUGUUUACUUGCAGCAUCAGUUCGAUGAAUAAAGAAAGCUUG
Molecule: messenger RNA, 1690 nt
Organism: Trichomycterus rosablanca
Lineage: Eukaryota; Metazoa; Chordata; Actinopteri; Siluriformes; Trichomycteridae
Gene: rabl3
Product: RAB, member of RAS oncogene family-like 3
Exons: 7
Coding region: 220-1032 (270 amino acids)
Biological process (GO): intracellular protein transport
Cellular component (GO): endomembrane system
Molecular function (GO): GTPase activity
Source: RefSeq, a predicted model, not a curated record